Molecule: messenger RNA, 2571 nt
Organism: Fomitiporia mediterranea MF3/22
Lineage: Eukaryota; Fungi; Basidiomycota; Agaricomycetes; Hymenochaetales; Hymenochaetaceae
Exons: 4
Coding region: 1-2571 (856 amino acids)
Biological process (GO): clathrin-dependent endocytosis; clathrin coat disassembly
Cellular component (GO): intracellular membrane-bounded organelle; cytoplasm; vesicle
Molecular function (GO): clathrin binding
Source: RefSeq, a predicted model, not a curated record
AUGGCCAACUACUCACAAAGACCAGGAUCUAAUACUGGAUCGAACUCAAGGUCUACAUACGAUGCCUUUUCUAUGCUUGCUACACCUCCAUCUUCGAAGCCCAGUUCGCGAACGCUCACUCCUAAUCCGUCACGUCCUCAGCAGUCCCAUCCAACAGGGUCAACAGGCCAAGGUGGCCACGAUGCAUUUAGCUCACUCUUAGGCGCGUCAUUCACAGCGCAGAGUAGUCAAGAGAAUCUAUCCCUAGCAGCUCGGCAAGCGGCCGCGCGGAAAGAGCAGCAAGCAAAGGUCACGAAAGCUGCCGAGUCUGGUCAAGUCGAAUCUACGGUCUGGAGUGGAUUGGAUGCGCUCGGUCAGGGAUCACUAAAGUCGUCUUCGAAAAAUUCUGGAGCUCAAGUUUCCAGCACAAAUGCUGAUGAUGACUGGCUGUUCGAUAAUGUAGCAAAAUCGACGACAACUUCGACCUCAAGACCUGCCAACCCUCCUAUCUCCACUCAUGUCGACGAUGACUGGGGCCUCUCAGAGUUUACUGAUAAGUCAAAAACGCACGAACCAGCACAAUCGAAUGCUGGUACUCAGGGGUCCCUAUUUGAUGCGUUCGAGGACGGAGACCUGCUGUCCGACUCUUUCAGCCAAAGCAGACCUCAACAUGCUCCAAGUAGUCAUACUGAGGAAGUAGAUGAUAUCCUCGGUGUACUUGGCAAGCCUGUUGCCUCUAAUUCCACUUCACCCCCGGAGCCGGCGACUCCGGUUGCAGUGACAGAGCGGGAAACCCGUGCACGGGCUGACUCUCCGCCACCUCAUCUCAUAGGACAAAUUGUCGAGAUGGGUUUUAGCCCUGAACAGGCACGGUUAGCACUUGCAUCCACGGAUACCGGCCUAGAUGUACAACAGGCACUUGAUACUCUCCUCUCAAAUGGUGUUGGCAGUGAUUUCAGUGAUGAGCCACCACCAGAACGACCUCGUAGAGGACUGGCUGACUAUCGGGAAGAAGAUGACCGAUGGGAAGAGCAUGGAGAGGAGGAUUCUCCUCCACGACGUCGCGUCGCUCGCCAGACGGCGUCUUCAUCUGUUCCUCCGAGUCGAGCUCAGAAACAAGCCAACUUAGCAAGUGGCGAUAUUCAAGCUCAAGCGGAUAAAUUACUCGCGCAAGCAAGCGAGAUUGGAUUGAACAUGUUCAAUCGCGCAAAUGCUCUCUGGAAAGACGGAAAAGAAAAGGUACAGAAGGCGUACGAAGAACGGGCAGCUGGGACGAAAAGCAGGCCUGUCAACGAUGGUCGACCAAGGUGGAUGUCAGACGCUCCUCCUGAUGAGGACGAGCGUGUGCAAAGGCGUGGUGCAUCAUCAAAAGGCGCUUCUCAUGGCGGUUUCGGCGAUAGUGACGACGAUGAUGUACAAGAACAGACUCCUGAAUCAAAAGCGCCUCGAACGAGUGCGAGAUCUGAUAGAAUUGCGGCGGAUCGCGCGCCUCAGGCAGCGAACCCACGAGUUGCGAAUCUCUUUGAUGCUGAGCCAUCUGCGUACAUAUCACCUUCCCGACGUCGUCCGGUUGUAUCUCGAUCGUCAUCACAGGCAGAGACUUCAACAGCUCCAACGCCGAGCUCUUCGAAUCAAAAGUCUCGAGCCUCGACACCUCUGCGGACUCGUCAAACAGUCACCGCCAGUGCCUCCGCCAUCGCAUCUUCAAACGCACACAAGGCAAAAGGGACAGAGCUCUAUAAGCUCGGACAGUUUGCGAAUGCAGAACAGGCAUAUUCAGCAGCCUUAGAUACCCUUCCAGCCAACCACCUUCUCCUUGUUCCUCUCUAUAAUAAUCGUGCUCAAUCGCGAUUAAAGAUAGGCGAGUAUUCUGGGGCGGUUGACGAUUGUACUGCUGUGCUCUCAAUCAUAGGCCUCGAUUAUCACCCCGCCCGAGAAGCAAAGGUCACGCGCGAGGAUGAAGGGACAUCUGUAGAUCUUGCUGAUGCUCUUCUAAAAGCGCUACGGCGACGCGCCGAAGCUUAUGAAGGACGCGAGAAGUGGGAACAAGCUCUCAAGGACUGGGAGGCUAUUACAGCAUGUGAUUGGUCUGCCAAAAUGCGUACUGACGCCUUUGCUGGAGCCUCGAGGUGUCGGAAGAUGUUGUCUCCGGAGAAAGAGCCUCCAGUCGCCUCUAAGUUUCCGGCGCCCCGGCCGGCCGCUCGACCUGCGGUUUCUGUUGCCGAGCAGGACUUCAAGGCAGUCGAGAACCUACGCCAAGCGAAUCGAGCUCAGGAGGAAGAGGAUGCCCUGAAAGCGAGCCUGAAAGACUCCGUCGACGCGCGCCUGAAUGUGUGGAAAGCGGGUAAAGAAACAAACGUACGUGCACUAGUCGCAAGCCUCGAGACAGUAUUAUGGCCGGAACUGGGAUGGCAGAAGGUUGGGCUGCACGAACUGGUUAGCCCGGGUCAGGUAAAAGUACGAUACAUGAAGGCUAUUGCUAAGCUUCAUCCCGAUAAGAUUAACUCUGGUAACACUACAGUCGAGCAGCGCAUGAUCGCAAAUGGCGUUUUUGCGGCGCUAAAUGAUGCUUGGCUAGCAUUCAAACAAUGA